Messenger RNA from Ornithodoros turicata, 4278 nucleotides. Its product is annotated as G-protein coupled receptor dmsr-1-like. Gene Ontology annotation, biological process: G protein-coupled receptor signaling pathway. The record is from RefSeq and is a predicted model, not a curated record. The transcript has 5 exons. Gene Ontology annotation, cellular component: plasma membrane. Bases 299 to 1453 code for a protein of 384 amino acids. Lineage: Eukaryota; Metazoa; Arthropoda; Arachnida; Ixodida; Argasidae. Gene Ontology annotation, molecular function: G protein-coupled peptide receptor activity.
UUUGGCGUUAUCGCCUCAGAAGCGCCUCAUGCUACGCAAUUCCUCGAUAUGACAAUUGUAUGGCCAACUAUUUUGCUUCAUGCCGUCCCCUGUACAGGAGCCAUGUGAGAAACCACUCAGCAGACUCACCGUCAGUCAUGGCAUGGGUAUAGUGUGCUGCUGCUUCCAGUAACUCGCUGAGCUGUGUCAGAUAUUGGGCCAAUUACACAGGAUUACGUUUCGUAACACCAGGCAAGAGAGUAAUCCAGCUAUUUCAAGAAUGAGACAGUCCCGCCGACGGUGACCAAGCAUCGCCCAUAUGGAACUGCUCAACCCCCAGAACGUUUCGGACGGUCAGCUCGAUGAACUCGUUCUGGCUACUAACAGCUCAUCCUGGUGGCAAGCGGACGGACUCAAUGCUACUCCGUCGCUAGAACCCACUGUCCUCCCUUACUACGGCGCAGAACUGCACCAGUUCCAUCUCUGGUACACCGCUCACCUGCACGGAUACUUAAGCAUGACAGUCUGCGUGUUCGGUAUCGUCGCCAACGUUCUCAAUAUCAUCGUUUUGACCAGGAGAAACAUGGUAUCACCAACAAACGGCAUCCUCACCGGUUUAGCCGUAGCGGAUAUGCUAGUCAUCACGACAUACUUGCCUUACACGGUAUACACGCACGUACUACCACACCCUCCAGGAGGAGGCCAGUCAUUCAGCGCCGCUGUCUUCAUCCUGAUCCACGCUCAUGUCAGUAUUGUCUUCCACACUAUUUCGACUUGGCUCACGGUGACGCUGGCUGUGUGGCGCUUCCUAGCCGUCAGUUUUCCUGCCAACAGUAAGAAAUGGUGCAGCAUGGAACGUGCCCAGUGGGCCAUUGGAAGCGUUUACCUUUCAUGCGGUCUCUGCUGCCUGCCGGUCUACCUGUCCUUUACCGUGCACGAAGACACGGAAGCGCUCGUAGUGCCUUCGUAUAAAGUCGACUUCAGCAACAUCACGAAGGCGAACGACGGUCUACUGCAGACACUCAACUUUUGGACGUAUUCUGUCCUCAUGAAGUUAGUGCCCUGCAUCGCGCUUACCGGACUCAGCGUGGGUCUCAUGCGUGUGUUGUACGAAGCAAAUGCGCGCAAGAAACGACUCAAGGCGCGCGAAGACAACAACCGUACGCACGAUCGCACGACGCGGAUGCUUUUGGCUGUCCUCCUGCUCUUCCUCGUGACCGAAUUUCCGUCAGGUAUCGCGGCAUUGCUGAGCGGUAUCUUAGGAGACGACUUCUUCCAGAACGUCUACAUGAACUUUGGUGAAGUGAUGGAUAUCCUGGCGCUCUUCAAUAGCGCCGUUAACUUCGUCCUGUACUGCUCCAUGAGCAGGCAGUUCCGCAAAGCUUUUGCGGCGCUUUUUACGCCAAGGAUAGUGUCCAAGUGGUUUCCCGUUCCUACGGACCAGAACAGCACCUAUGCCACGACCUGUGUGUAAGCCUGCCUUUUCGUCAACUGCUAGAAAACGGCCGCCGCCAGUGUGUGGAUGAACUUUGCUUCGAGAUAGAAAAUAAUAGAAUACGUGUAUUUUACUGUAAGCAAAGUGGAAUAUUAUGUACGGGAAGGUUCAGUGUAUUGUAGAUGUUGUCCGCCUUUAUAACGGAACACCUCCAAAGUGCUCGACGCAGUGGAGGGCUCUGUCUCCUUGGCGUGUUUUAUUGCGCGUGAAACGAACCUGAUUUAAACGAAGGCACGGAAAACAGACUUGCGUGUACCGCGCAAUUGUACAAAGUGUGUGAGGUUGUGGGAGAAAGUGUGUUUGUGAACCAGGAUGACAAGACACAUAUGGACUAGCAAUUAGCAAGUGAACGCUUGAGAAAGUCAUUUCCAUCUCUGCGGUCGCGUUGUAAUGGAUUCGCGGAACAGUUAAGUCAGAUAUCAUUGCAGAAGCUUUACGCGAGACACUAUCGCGUUUUCUGCCGAGCUAGAACUAUAAGUGUCAUCAAGAAUGAUGGCGCCACACAGGAGGGACGGGACCACACCUCAGCUGGUCAACAUCCCCGUGCCAUUAUUACAUAUAUCGCGUUCAAGGGAUCUGUGGGCCGGAAGAAAAUAUCCCCCUCUGUGCGUAUCGCUAUUGUUGGUCUAGUUAUAUGGAACUUUCUUUAACAAUACUAGAUGUGAUUAUUUAAGUAUUCGUACUUCUGAGCUGAGAACAUAUCCCACAUGCGCUGGCGUGCGGCGGAGCUGUUCGAGGUCGCCGUGUGUUCUUCAUAAGAGAAGGGCCACGGCCUGGGGCUCCUCCGGUCAGUCCGUCCGUCAAGCCAGCCAUCAUCCGGUCCCACGAUCCAGCUAGGACGCGCAGUAAGAAACAUCAAAAAUCAUCGCUGUAAACGGGUGCGCUGCAGACGAUACUGUCGCAAUGGCAUGACAUCUCAAGUACCGUUUUGUUAGUUCCUAGAACAAAUAAUUCAUAUUCCUCAACCGCUCGAUGUUGGUGUCGUAGCCAUGAAUAUGUCUCCUGUUAUGAAAUAUAUUCAAUGUUUCUUUGGCAGAACAAGCAACUUCAAGGGACGGUCGCAUCCGUUCCAGUCGAUUUCGAAACUGUAGUGUGACCUAAUUCCUCGCGGACCACCACCACGGUAUCGAAAAUCACACGCGAAAUUCUGGUGUAGUUUCACUGUUAUUCGACGGAAUACGUGACAACAGCAGACGCCGGAUGUUGAUGGUAUGCCGGAAUUCCCUCUCAGGAAAAAACGAGAAAACGUCAUUCUGUAACCAGCUAAUGAUGGCACGCCUUUGAGAAAAGCAAUGCCGUGGCCAUGCGGGCGUCUCGUAGAGUACGGGGCGUUUGGACGGCGCCUUUCCUCCUCUGCGCGCCGCCCUCUCACUCCUUCGCUUACAGAUUGACGUCACGCCGCCGGAGGUUCUGCAGUCCCGAAGGCAGCGCUGAUCUUUAAAAUCCGUUUAAUUAAUAUUUAAGCACUUUUGAAACGAAAAAAAUAGCCAGCUAGACUGUUGGCCGAUGCCGAACACAGUGGUAUCGAUUUCAUAGAUGGGCUUCCGGAUGUCACCGUCCCUUUAAGAUACAAGUGACUAUAUUACUGACAUUGAUAUCCAGGGUAACGUAAUAUCGCUGCGAGGAAAAUAAGCCCAUAUAACACUCAGGACCAAGGGAAAAUUGUGACGGAUGAGUUCCAUUGACCGAAUUUCCACGUACUCUGAUUCGCACUUUAGCUUUCUGAAAUGACAUAAAGAGCUUCGUUAGCAUUAUUCAGUUAAUAUAUAUAUAUUAAUAAUCUUCUAUUCAAUUAUUAUCGAUUAAUCAAUCGCUGACUACCUCAUUUUUUGUGUUUUACGUUUGGCUCUUACCCUUAUGGUCUGAUGUUUUUGGGUUAAACCCGAUUCCACCCGGUUGUUCCCUCGCGAAUCAGUUUCGACCCUAUUUCUCCCGUGUAUCUGUACUACGUACACGAUUUAGAAGCAAUCAGUGCACACGUCUGAUGAACAUAUUAUCUGAGUGCAACAAGAAACUAUGCGAAGCACAUGUAAUAUUACAUCAUGUAGUGUUUGUGACUAUAAAUCGCAAGGAAUGCAUAUUUAGCCAAUAUGUGCACCUCUAACAAUGGCCGCUUGCUGGCAGAAGGAAAAAAGUAAUCCGUGAUAACACUGGAUUGUAUCAAUAGCACCCGAUUUCUCCCCAAAUUCCAGAUUUCAAAAUAGUACCCGAUUUUUCCUUACCGAAUCCGGGAAAGACAUUUAACCUGAAAAAGUCAGACCCAUACACUGUUAAAUGACUGUGCUGCUUAGGAUAUGCUCGAAUUUCAUCCUACAUUCACUGCUUCAAACGGUGUUUGGCCUUUCCUUUCCUGCUCAAUGUGUUUUGCUUAGUGUUUGCCGUAAGGACGUACAGCGGGAAAACGAUAAAAUGUUCAAUUCGAUUGAAUUAAAUUGCAAAGCAAAAGUUAUGUUCUUGCGGUCGAAAAAUAGCAAGCCUAGUGUGUGCAUCGUGCUAGUGCCGAAGCUAUGGGAGAUAUUGCUAUUUAUGUUGUUUGUAGUAGCCUUUUAAAGCUAAAAUGCUUAAUCCGCAAUUAAAUAUUUUCUGUUGCAUCGUAGAGAUUAACAGUGCCUCCUUAUAGCAGUCAAAUAUUAUACGAAUCAAGGUUGUAAAUCAUGACAAAAUAAUACAGCAGUCAAGCAAAAGUUCCCGUUCUUUCGUCAAGAAAUGUACGGUUCCUGGAAGGCUACUGUUCCAGGGUUCAUAAUGAAAAACUUGUCUGGAGAUUAGCUGAAAAUUGAAUAAAUUGGUUUUUCCGUUUUCUA